Salvelinus sp. IW2-2015 is the source of this 5053-nucleotide messenger RNA. Lineage: Eukaryota; Metazoa; Chordata; Actinopteri; Salmoniformes; Salmonidae. The record is from RefSeq and is a predicted model, not a curated record.
ACUCACGCGAAGAAGAAGCUGCACGUUGUUAACGUGAUAGUGUAGUAGCAGAGAAUUUGUGACUACGUUUUAGACCGUAGCUCUGGCCACAACAAUAUAGCUGAAAUUGAUUGAUUAUACGAUGGAAAGCGACACCGAGAUGGAGGACUUCGAUAGCAGCGAGGAGGGAAGCAAUUGGUCUGAUGAUAGUUACCUUGCAGACGAAGACUUCAGCUUCGACUAUCAGGAGGGAGUGGAUCCACACGAGGACGCUCUUGAUUGGGAAGAGGACUCAAAUGAAUCAGCAGGCGACACACCACCCAGAGUCACACCAAGGAAAGAAAGCCAAUCUGAGAGCGGGGUAAAGUGUUCUGAUUCUCCAGAAGAACCAUGGUUACCAUGCAAAGGUUCACAGUCAACAAGGACAUCAAGUGUUAAAACUGAUGAAGAUGAAGCCCCACUGCUGAGCACCUUGCAGCCAGACCAACAGCGUAGCCCGUCAGUGAAUUUGUCAACAAAGACCUAUUCUCCACGUAAAAGAGUGCCGGCCUCACCCUCAUUAAAGUCCAAAGUACCACGUCUCUCAACCCCAAGGAAAACCUCUCACUUACCACACAGAACAACCGAGUCAGAUCAGCCAUGGAAAACAGAGAAACACCCUGAUGAGGGUCCUCAACCUUUGAGAUUUUGUCCAAGCAGACCUCCUGGACCUCAAGUAGAUCCCUCAGCCAUGUACUCACCGUUAGACUUAUUUCAAAUGUUUUUUACAAAAGUCACGGUCAGAACCCUCUGCGACAAUACAAAUAGACAAGCGGCUAGAAACAUUGGUAGGGGCAAAAAGUUUAAGUGGAUAGAUAUAACUGUGAAGGAGUUUUACAAAUUCAUUGGAUUGGUCUUCUUUACUGCUCUGGUUAAGACAAAAGCUAUCAGUGAUUACUGGAUAACAAACUCAAUUUUCUCGAUUCCGUUUCCAGCUACUGUGAUGAACAGGGAUAGAUACAGAAUCAUAUCAUGGAACAUUCACAUGAGUGAUCCUGAUGAGGACGCUGUCAAUGACAGUAAAAAGGGCACACCUGAAUAUGAUAGGCUAUUUCGGCUCAAACCAUUAAUGAAUGACAUUCGUCAUGCCUGCAUGUCCUGUUUCCACCCACAUAAAAACCUGGCUGUAGAUGAAAGGAUGGUGGCAUCAAAAGCAAGAAAUGGGUUGAUUGAAUAUAUCAAGUCAAAGCCCACUAAAUUUGGCUUUAAGAUUUUUGUGUUAGCGGACUCCAGCAAUGGCUAUACAGUGGACUAUGCUGUGUAUAUCGGCAAGAACACGUUUCCCGUUGGCUUUGGAAUUUGUCACGAUUCAGUGAUGUCCCUCGUAAGGCCCUCUGUUCUUGGCUCAGGUUACCAUGUGUACCUUGACAACUACUUCUCCAGCCCAAAAUUAUUCAAGGACUUAUUUGAUAUGAAAAUGGGAGCGUGUGGUACCAUGAGGGAAGGCAGAUUGGGCUUCCCAAGAUCAGAAGAAAAUGCGCUGACCAAGAAAUCCCCAAGAGGAUCUUUACGGUGGAUAAGGGAGGGCUCCCUGCUCUUUGUGAAGUGGAAGGAUGCCCGGGAAGUGUCGAUGGGUACCACCAUUCAUCAAGCUUAUGGAGGGGAGACAAUAAAAAGGAAACGCAAGAAUAAGGAUGGCAAAUGGUCUCAUGAGUCAAUUCCAGUACCCACCCCAAUUCUAGAAUACAAUAAAAACAUGGGAGGUGUUGACUUAUCUGACCAACUGAUUACUUACUUCUCAGCCCACCGCAAAACAAUGAAGUGGUACCGAACAUUGUUCUACCAUUUUGUGGACAUAGCGACUACUAACAGCUACAUCAUUCACAAGGAUCUGUGUAAAGUGAACAAGAUGCAGCCCAUGACCCACAAAGAAUUCACACAAGCGCUCGUGGCCCAGCUCUGCGAGGUGUCCAUUGAGACUCAGUCCAAGCCGACGAACACUGGACAUACACCUGUCCCGAUCAAGCCUGUGGCAGACAAAAGCAAGAGAAGCUCUGCAGGACGAAAGCGCUGCGAACUCUGCAAGAAAUCGGGACACUCCAAAGACACUCCCUGGAAGUGCAAUGAGUGUGGCGUACCACUCUGUGUCAUUCCAGACAGAAAUUGCUUUCAUGAUUGGCACAACCUUGAGGGAAUGGCCCCAGUUGAGUAUCAGUCUUCUGACUCUUGAGUAAAGCUGUAAGACUUGUGCAGCUAUAUCCUAUCCAUCACAGAUGAGGAGUGCUGUUAGACCUGUGCCUUAUUGCAAAUGUUUGUGCAUUUGAACAAAAUGCUGCUCAUUUUCUAUUUUUCUUUUGAUAGGAGUAAUACUUUUGUUGUUUUUCCAAGAUAAUGGAUAUCAGGCCAUAAAUUUGUCAAUAGGGAAAAGGUUAAAUAUAUGGUUUUUGGGAUGUACUAUUUGUAAAUAACUUGUGUUAUUAACUUGUGCUUCAGCAAUAUUGUGUUCUGGUAUUCUAGUGUGUUCCGUUUGAUCACAAUUAUCUUUAUCAGAUUACAUGGCCUGACUUUUUCCACUCUUAUGUAAUAGCUCAAUUUGAGUCAAGUGAAGGUGUUUUAAAAUGUACUGUACUGGUCAAUGAUGUGGAGUUUAAACAUAUUGCAACCCUAUGGCUCAUAAUGUGGUGAGGCUACUAUGACUAACAAUGUAUUUUCAGAUGUGAAAGAAUCAACCUCAAAAUAACCCAGCUUUUCUCCCUCUGUUUUACUGUCAUAUUUUUUUUUAAAUGUACUUCAUGCAAGAGUAGUUAUUACAAGAAACUUCUACGAUGAACCAACCUUGUAUAUUAUUUGUUGAGUUUCCCUUUUCUACUGUGUAGUAAUGGUUAUUUUGUUUUACKAAAAGGUUCUACUCCAAAAUACCACUCCAUCCACGUGCACGCUUGCACGUAGAUCAACGGAGUGAAGCUUGUAGUAAGCCUUUGGGAAUCCCCGGUGUCUGAUGCACGCCGUUUGGUGCUACGCAGACCCGGUGGCGAUCGCGAGACAGAGGAGACCCUGUCUGUCCUUUUCAGUUUUGAUGCAGAACGUUUGCCUGAUGAAGUCAUGCUAGGAGGGAGAUUCUGAGGUGUGAGAAGUGUGCAGGAGGGUAUGGGUACAGCCAUCACUGGUACAGAGUGACUGGAACAGUUUGUGUUUUAGUAAGGUUGGCUUCUUGGUGUUUAUUGCUAUGGUCAUUAAUUGUACCACACAGAUGGAAAGGAAAUCCCAGAAGAUUGAAUUGGUAGUAGGAGCAGCAGUAGAGAAGUUUUUGGGUAUCAGAGAUUUUAGUGCAGAAGAGCUAGAGGUGGUUUUGAGAGAAGGGUGUAGGAUCUGUUGGGGCCAAAGUAGUGGGAAGGGGUGGUGGGGUGUGUUGGGGAUAGUGGUAUUGUGUGUGUGUAUAAGUGCUGUUAGAUGGUGGUACAAUCCCUCCCCCCAUUUUCCUUGGAUGUAAUAUUUUACAAAUGUGCAAUGCACUUUCCAAACUGAAAGGCAGCAAUAUGCAACAACGCGUCUAGUCUGCAGGAAAGCCACACGAAGAAAACAGAAAUAGGAACAAAGAAAUCAAGAUGACCGUUCUCCUAGCAGCAGGAUAUUAUGCUGGCAGCACAAGUGCGGUUUUCUUUUUUCCAAAAUAAGAGUCCCCUGAAAAGGGGAGUCCCCACAUGUUAAACUUGGGGAAUAUCGAUUUAUUUAUGUUUUUGCACUCCAGUGCAGUAGAACGUUUUUCCCAAAACAUUGCUACCACCUUUGGAAAAAAUAAGUUGAUCAUUUGUUGAAUUCAUACCAUUUCUUUAAAAAGUUAACACAAACACUGACUGGUAUGUCGUGUAGGCUAUAUUUAAAGAAAUACACUUUUGAUAAAACACAUGUUAUUGGAAUUACUCAAUAGAUACUGCAAAAUUUUAUUGGUCUCUGUAUUAAAUGGGUUUAAUACAGUGUGCUGCUGGUGACUCCUUAUUCCAUUCCCUGCAGUGCAAUACAUGGUACAUUAUAUGGGAUACUUGUAAUGCACUUUACUACUGGUCUCAUAAAUUGGGGUGGGAAAUACUCAGUCGGGUCUUUACUAACCAAAUAUGGUCKGUUUUGGAGGGGGACUGUGUUGCAUGGUCUGCUGCUGGCUUUUCACUCCGCACCCUCCAUAGCCCCAAUAAAAUAAAUAAACUGUACAUGGGAUACUUAUUAGCUUGUAGAGAGAACUUUUCUACCUGUCUCCGAUACAGUGGGGUGGGAUAUACUCAGUAGGCUCUCUACUAACCAAAUGUGUAGUUUUUCAACAAAUAGUUGAACRAAGUCAUUUUUCAGACAGGUAGAAAAGGCCUCAAUACAAGUCGAUAUGUGUCCCACGUAGUCUAUUACAGUGUAUUGCAUUGAGGACUAUGGAGGGCAGGGUUUCCACGGGUCCUUGAAAUCCUUGAAAGUUUGUGAAUUUGAGAGAGAGAAAAAUCAGGGCCUUGAGAAAGUUUUUGGAAAUAGACAUGGGUCGUUGAAAGUGCUUGAAUUUAUAUAUAUAUAUAUAUAGUCGGUCACGCGUGCAAGAGUGAAUGAAGUCGAAUAAAUCAGGUUAAACAGCUCAAGCUAACGUUAAGUGAACCUUCAGCUAUGCCUGGAAAAUGUAAAUUCCUUGACUCGUGGCUCACCAAAAACUGUCUUGUUAAAGAACCGCAGGACAUCKAUAUGGCCCGAUGCAGAGCCUGCAGCAAAUCAAUAAAAGUUCACGCCAUGGGCGAAGCAGCUCUYAUGAGCCAUGCUGCUAGAGCAUCACACAGGCAGUGUUGCCAACUUAGUGACUUUGCCGCUAUAUUUAACGAUUAUUCAGACCCCUCUAGCGACACAUUUUUUUUUUAAAUCGACUAGUGACAAAUCUAGCGACUUUUUCUGGUGUUAUUGGAGACUUUUGGAGACUGACGUGAUAGCAUGUAUAGUUCUUACUCUUUUCAACGAGCAGCGGAUGCUACCGUGGGCCCCACCCCCUUCCCAAAACACUCACAGGCGGCCCAGUCCUCGRGCAGCAGUCCCUCCCAGCUGCAGUCAGAGCAGGAGAUGUUCACCCCUCCGC